AUGUCUCCUAUUGACGAGAACGUGCUCGGGAGCAAGCUGCGGAAACCACACGUCGCCACCGUAGCCACGGAGGAGAGAUACGUCGCGGAGUAUUCACCUACCGUGGCCGAAAAGAUGACCCCAGCAAAUACCUCGUCGGAGGAACUCGCCAUUCUCAAUGGCCUCCGCUCUGUCGAGCGGGCCUCCUCGACAGGGUCGUGA
Messenger RNA from Phialemonium atrogriseum, 201 nucleotides. RefSeq lists its product as uncharacterized. Bases 1 to 201 code for a protein of 66 amino acids. The transcript has 2 exons. The record is from RefSeq and is a predicted model, not a curated record. Lineage: Eukaryota; Fungi; Ascomycota; Sordariomycetes; Cephalothecales; Cephalothecaceae.